Durio zibethinus is the source of this 2268-nucleotide messenger RNA. Its product is annotated as ubiquitin domain-containing protein DSK2a-like. Gene Ontology annotation, biological process: ubiquitin-dependent protein catabolic process. Gene Ontology annotation, molecular function: polyubiquitin modification-dependent protein binding. The record is from RefSeq and is a predicted model, not a curated record. Gene Ontology annotation, cellular component: cytosol. NCBI's taxonomy places the organism in Eukaryota, Viridiplantae, Streptophyta, Magnoliopsida, Malvales, Malvaceae.
CUCUUGUUUUACAAGACAAAAGCUCGCAAACAACCCAAACGAGACUCUGUUCUGUUAGAAUCCCCAUUUUUCUCCAAAUCUAAAAAUCCUUUUUUUUUUUCACUAUUCUUUGUAAAAAUUUCCCCAAUUCUUUAAUAUUUCAAUUUUUUUUUUAAAUACUUUCAUUUCCUGAAUAGAAAAAAAGAAAUACAAACUUAUACAAAAGGAAAGGGAAAGGAAAUUUUUUUUCGUAUUUGUCUAAUUUUCUAGGGUUAGGGUUUUUAAUCGAUCUGAGAGAGGCAGGAUAUGGGUGCGGAAGGCGAUUCGAGUGAGUCACGACUGGGUGGCAAUGGCGGAGAAGAAGAGGGAGUGAUGGUUAACAUACGCUGCUCCAACGGUACGAAAUUUACGGUCAGGACCAGCCUUGAAUCAACCGUUGGAUCUUUCAAAGCUGUUUUGGCUCAGAAUUGCGAUAUCCCAGCUGAACAGCAGCGAUUGAUUUAUAAAGGGCGAAUCUUGAAGGACGACCAAACCCUUGAAAGUUAUGGUUUGCAAGCUGAUCAUACUGUGCACAUGGUUCGUGGUUUUGCCCCAUCUUCAUCUACACCUCCUCCUGCAGCUAGCACAAAUGUUGCAACUCCUAAUACUACACCUGGGGUCACCCGGGGUGUUGGUUCUAAUGAGGGUUCUGGUCUGGGAGCAUCCUUAUUCCCUGGACUCAAUCCACUUGGUGGCAGUGGAGGUCUUAGCUUAUUUGGAUCUGGACUUCCUGAAUUUGAACAAGUGCAGCAACAGCUAACUCAAAAUCCCAACAUGAUGAGGGAAAUAAUGAAUACACCUGCUAUUCAAAGUUUGAUGAAUAAUCCAGAGUUAAUGCGCAGUUUGAUUAUGAGCAAUCCCCAAAUGCGUGAGAUUAUUGAUCGGAAUCCAGAGCUUGGGCAUAUACUUAAUGAUCCUAGCAUUCUUCGGCAGACAUUAGAAGCUGCAAGGAACCCUGAACUCAUGCGUGAAAUGAUGCGAAACACUGACAGGGCUAUGAGUAAUAUUGAAUCCUCUCCCGAGGGAUUUAACAUGCUUAGGCGCAUGUAUGAAAAUGUUCAGGAGCCAUUUUUGAAUGCUACGACUAUGGCUGGAAAUAAUGGAAAUAGUCCGGGUUCAAACCCAUUCGCUGCUCUAUUGGGCAAUCAAGGUGGUUCUCAAGCUAGGAACUUGCCUAAUAACAGUUCUACAACUGGUUCUGAAACUACUCAGGGACAAACAGCCCCAAACACAAAUCCUCUUCCUAAUCCUUGGAGCAACACUGGUGGUGGUGGUGGGGGGACCCAGACCAAUACAACUGCAAGGUCAACUCCCGCUGGCGAUGCUAGGACACCAGGUAUUGGUGGUCUGGGUGGCCUUGGACUUCCAGAUAUGCCUCCAAUGUUGAAUGGAAUGCCAGAUGCCUCUCAAUUGACUCAAUUGUUGCAGAACCCUGCUAUAUCGCAGAUGAUGCAGAGCAUAGUGUCUAAUCCCCAAUAUAUGAAUCAGAUUAUGAAUCUCAACCCUCAAUUUAGAGAAAUGAUGCAAAACCCAGAAGUAGUUCGCCAGAUGUUUUCCCCUGAGACAAUGCAGCAAAUGCUAACUUUACAGCAGUCACUUCUGUCUCAGCUCAACCGACAGCAAUCAACCCAGGAUUCAGCGCAGACCGGUGCUACAACAGGAGCACCUGGUACUGCUGGUCUGGAGUUGUUGAUGAAUAUGUUUGGUGGUCUUGGUGCUGGUAGCCUGAGUGUUCCCAACCAACCAGAUGAUUUGCUGCACUUUGGCAUCUUCAUUGUUUUUUUCCAGUUCCCCCAGAAGAACUGUAUGCUACACAAUUAUCACAACUCCAAGAAAUGGGUUUUUACGAUACACAAGAAAAUAUCAGAGCACUACGUGCUACUGCUGGAAACGUCCAUGCUGCGGUUGAGAGACUUCUGGGAAAUUCCGGGCAGUAAUUCCUCAAAAAAAUUUUAUGCUUUUAAAUUUGACCAAGAACGCUCAUGUAAGACAUGUAAGAUUAGUUGAUUUGGCCUGGUGCCUUGGCAAACCACAGAUUAUGGGCAUACAUGCUGAUUCCUUUUUCAGGCGUGUUUAAUAAGCAAGUAAACACGAUGGUAUAUCCGAGAACUUCCUGAUAUAGGCUUCGACAUAUUUGGCUCAUUCAUUCCAUCUUUUGCCCGCGCACUUACUAUCUUGCUUAUGUACAUACACUUGGGAUUAUGGUUUUUUCAAUUUUAAGAACUUAAGCGGAUGCUUCUGGCGUUGUGA